Messenger RNA from Manduca sexta (tobacco hornworm), 990 nucleotides. RefSeq names its product growth arrest and DNA damage-inducible protein GADD45 alpha. Gene Ontology annotation, cellular component: nucleus; cytoplasm. The coding region runs from base 241 to 738 and encodes 165 amino acids. Lineage: Eukaryota; Metazoa; Arthropoda; Insecta; Lepidoptera; Sphingidae. The record is from RefSeq and is a predicted model, not a curated record. Gene Ontology annotation, biological process: regulation of cell cycle. The transcript is spliced from 3 exons.
CGUCACCAGGCCACAUUCCACCCUCUGCCAUUGGAGAGAUACCACGCGCGUUUCGGUCGCAAAGUUGUGAAAUUAUUGUGACAUAAAUUACGAGAGACAAUUUUGUUGUGAGUGCAUUACAUCAUUGGAGGAUAACAUUUUGUGCAGUGUUAUUGUGAAUUAGUGACAAUUCGCCCUUACACAAGGGAGUUGAGUGAAAUUUGUGAAAUUCAGGAAUUGAAGAGCAUCCGUUUAUCCAAAAUGUACAAGGAUUCAGUUGUUCCCGUAAAAACGGAAACCUUCAGCGGCAUAGCGGCUAAAAGCCCAAUUGGCCAAAACAUCAAAGAAGUACUGAGGCGGGCUUGUGCUGAGAAAAGGCUGACUGUGGGCCUCCUGCCGGCCAUCCAGUACCUCUCCAAGACCUGUCAAGGGGCGCUGUUCUGCCUCACAGUGGAGGCGCCCCCUGGCGACAACGCCACGCACAUGCAGGAGGUGUUACUACAAGCCUUCUGCGUCGAAAACGACAUUUAUGUCAUUAAGGUGGACUCAGAGGCCAAACUGAGGAAGAUGUUGGGAGUGUGCUGCUCCACGAUGGACUUCAGCUGCAUACUGGUCCACUACCCCUACACGGACCCGUUUAGCGACUCGCAAGAGUUCGACCUAUCCGUCCUCUCACAGUCCGAGAGAGAUUUGAUCGAGCACUGCGAAUCAAAUUGGGGAUAUUCACAGAUUCCAGUCAUCAAGUUGCCUGAGAAGUGAAUUUUUUAAGAAAAAAAUUGGAUUUUAAUGAUUUUUUGAUGAUAGACGACCUCAGCGUCGCUUUUAGGGCCAGGCCAGGGUCCUGCGUAUCAGUAUGUUUCUAUAUCGUACGGAUUCUUAGUUUGUGAGAUUGUUAUCUUGUAGACUACGCCUAAUGGCUGGAAUUUGUAAUUAGAAUAACUGUAUAUUGGAUGAUGUUUCGAAGAUGUUUUGUAAUUUUGUAAUAAAUGUAAUAAAAUUGUAUAUGAUGUA